Messenger RNA from Spodoptera littoralis (African cotton leafworm), 1855 nucleotides. Lineage: Eukaryota; Metazoa; Arthropoda; Insecta; Lepidoptera; Noctuidae. The record is from the annotation of a GenBank genome assembly.
AUGUCGUCAAAAACGAAAAAGACUGUAACAUCGUCGUCUAAUAUAAGUGUGGUGUCAUCAGUGCAAAGCCCGCAGCAGUCGAGCACUCCUGUGGGAAGCCGCCCUUCAAGUUCUGCCGGCCGGCCGAAUAGCCCGCUGAGCCCUACAAGACACACCCGUCUUCAAGAGAAAGAUGCCUUACAAAAUCUCAAUGACCGUUUGGCGGCAUACAUCGAUAAAGUCAGGCAGUUGGAAAGUGAGAAUUCUGGAUUACGUCGUGAAAUUCAGACUACACAGGAGGUGGUCACACGCGAGGUUUCUAAUAUCAAGGGCAUGUACGAACAUGAAUUGCAAGAUGCCCGUAAGCUCUUAGAUGACACAUCGCGUGAAAAAGCUAAAUUAGAAAUUGAUCUGAAGAGGUUAUACGAGGAGAACGAUGAUUUGAAAAAGCGCUUGGACAAAAAGACUAAAGAUUGUCAACAAGCUGAAAACUUGGCGCGUCAUUAUGAGACGCGUUUCACCGAGGAAAGCAACAAGUACAACACAGCUUUGGCUGAUAAGAAGAAGGCUCAAGAUGAAGCCAGGGAGCUGGGUAAAGAAUUGGAGAAACUGCGUAAGGUAUAUGCCGAUACGCGUAAGACCCUGGAAGAGGAGAUGCUGUGCCGCAUCGACAUGGAGAACACAGUGCAAAGCUUGCGCGAAGAGCUCUCCUUCAAGGACCAGGUGUUCCAACAGGAACUGCAGGAGACACGCACCAGACGCCAGGUCGAAAUAUCCGAAAUUGAUGGUCGCCUGGCCCAACAGUAUGAGGCUAAGUUGCAACAGAGCCUGCAAGAGCUGCGUGAACAACAGGAGGCUAAUAUCAAAGCCAACCGUGAUGAAAUUGAAGCUCUAUAUGAAAACAAGAUGAAGAAUCUGCAUAACGCGGCCAACCGAAACAGCACAGCUGCUACCGUUGCCGUAGAAGAGCUACGUACCAUGCGCACGCGCAUCGACAGCCUCAAUGCUACCCUCAACGACCUGGAAAAUAAGAAUGCGGCACUCAGCAACCGUUGCCGUGAAUUGGAGCGUCAGCUGGAGACUGAGCGCGCCAGACACGCCGAGGACCUCGCUUCGCUGGAGCAGGAACUAGCCAGGCUGCGGGACGAGAUGGCGGCGCAACUGCGCGAGUACGCCACGCUCAUGGACAUCAAGAUUUCCCUCGACUAUGAAAUCGCCACUUACCGUGCGCUGCUUGAAGGCGAGGAAGACAGGCUGAACCUGACCAGCCAGUCCCCGGGCCGCGAGUCCCGCGCGUCGGCCAGUGUGUCGAUGAGCGCGGGCGGCGCGCGCGGCACGCCGUCGCGGCGCGCCACGCCCCUGCGCGCUGCACGCAAGCGCACGCUGCUCGACGAGACCGAGGAGCGCAGCCUCAACGACUACAGCGUCACCUCCAGCGCCAAAGGUGACCUAGAAGUCGCAGAGGCCUGUCCCGACGGCAGCUUCGUCAAGAUCAGGAACAAGGGCAAGAAGGAACUGAGCCUCGGUGGAUACCAGAUUCUCCGUAAAGCUGGUGACCAGGAGACGAUCUUCAAAUUCCACCGCACGGUGAAGCUCGAGCCCGGUGCAAUAGCCACUGUCUGGUCUGCCGACGCCGGUGUAGACCACGACCCACCACGAGACAUCGUCAUGAAAGGCCAGAAGUGGUUUGUUGCAGACUCCUUCACCACUGCUUUGUUGAACAACGACCAGGAGGAGGUAGCAAUUUCGGAGAGACAGCGGCGACAAAUAAGCACCAGCGCACAGAGACACCGCGAACUCGCGCAUAAAUAUCCGCGUCGUGAGCAGCUUGGUGAACUUCGUGAGGGAGAAGAGAACUGUCGUAUCAUGUAACUAA